AUAAAAUUUACAAAUUUUAAGUGUAUUAGUCUUGAUAAAUCCUUCGUUGAUUUUCGCCAAUGCAGAUUGAAAGCUUUAUCCCGCAAUCAAGUCGCCCUCUCGUUGUCGGCAAAACUAUAUCAAGUACCAGUGACCAAUGUCGGUGUAAACGCGGAUGUGUAUAAAAAAGCAAAUGGCUAUCGUCCCUUCAUGUUUAACAUUACUACGGAUUUUUGUCGAUUUAUUAAGUAUAGAAAGCAAACACCUUUUGGCAAAAUGAUAUUGGAUGCGGUAGAAAAGUAUUCAAAUAUAAACCACACAUGUCCGUACGAUCAUGACAUUAUAAUCAAAGAUCUUGUGCUUGAAAGUAAACAUCUGCAAUCACUGCCGUGGCCAAUGGGUGACUACCUUUUGAAAAUAAGCUUUGCGGUAAACAACGAUUGGAAAGUUACAGUUAAAUCAUAUAUACAAGUCACUGAGGAGUAA
Messenger RNA from Rhagoletis zephyria (snowberry fruit fly), 465 nucleotides. RefSeq lists its product as uncharacterized. NCBI's taxonomy places the organism in Eukaryota, Metazoa, Arthropoda, Insecta, Diptera, Tephritidae. The record is from RefSeq and is a predicted model, not a curated record.